GUACAUAUCGGAGUGUUAAACAAGUUCGAAUUGCAAUAACAACUACUUGCAAAUAGGUUUUCAUUUCAAAGUGUUGGAGUAGAAAUAAACAUACAACAAUAUAGCACGUGCCCGUGGCGACAUUCCUCGAUUUAUUAUCAAAUUUUACCACUAUGUUACUCUAGUUCCGAUAGAGAUAUAUCAGGUUCAAGGUUCAAGAAAUCAUUCGAAACAGAAAUGCUAUAGAGAUGGUGGGGUAGAGUUUAUGUUUAAGAGAGAAAUUCCCAGCAUCAAUUUAAAACAAUUUGUAAACAAGUCGGUGUCUUUCUGAAUCUUUUUCAAAAUGUUUCGCAUCAGACUCUCGCUCGUGCUAAUGUUUAUUGUGCCAAUUUUUGGCGCGAUUUUCAAACUGCCCUCGUUCCAUCUAACCGAUACAGACGAUGAACUUCCACCGAUUGAGAACAGUGUUGAUGAGGAUUACGAAGCCGAACCCUUUGCUGCCCUUAGUGAACAGGAAUUUACCGCCCUUCGCAUAGAAUACAUCAAGAACCAGAUCUUGAAGAAAUUGAGGCUCAAGGAAAAGCCGCAAAUAACCUUGGCCGAUCUUCCAAAGCCGGUCAAGGAAUCGGAAAACCUUUUCCCCGACCAGGACAGGAACUUCCUGAGCAACUACGACGACGAUUUUUAUGGGAAAACUACCCAGGCUGUGGUGCUUCCCUAUGAAGAUGAAGCCCGCUGUUUGAGGAAAGUUAUAUUUCCAUCGUCAUGCCUUCCAUUUCAAAUGCCCAACGACAUCCACAGCUCGGAUGUAAGCUCUGCAGAACUAUGGUUCCACAAGAAAUCCGAUGUGAUGGACUCGCACAAUCAGACUUUCAUCAUUUCCGAAGUUGCUCACUGGGAUACGAAUAAAAGUUUCCAGAAAACCAAACCCAUUGCCAUCCAGGAGACAGAUUUAGAAGAGGGGUGGCUAAAAGUGGAUGUGACUUUCGUCGUAAAAAACUGGCUUGAAUAUCAGGACAAUCCCAUUCACGCUAUCAACGUAGUGUGCAAAACUUGCGGAAUCGACAAAAGCCAAUCACCGCUCUCGUCUUCAGGUGACCUGAAGCCUUUCCUCAUCAUUUACACGCAUUCGCAGCCCAAAAGGACUUUGCUCCAUCGAAGGCAGAAGCGUUCCUUGGAGUGCAGCGUCUCGAAAAACGAAUGCUGCAGAGAAAGCCUCAACAUCUCGUUUGCAGAUAUUGGAUGGGACGAUUGGAUUAUCAGGCCAAGAUAUUACAACGCGUAUUUUUGCAGGGGAUCCUGCACCACACCCACGGCAAUUAUGAAUAGCGCCAGCACGCAUAAUAGUAUAUUACAGAAGAUAAUGAGCAAGGGAAAUCAAAGAGGGUCGAGACCAGAACUCACCCCUUGCUGUGCGGCGACACAGUUCCAACCCUUGCAGUUAGCUUAUAUGGAUGGAAAUAAAACAGUUACGACAAAAGUGUUGUCUAAUAUGAUAGUGGAAACUUGUGGAUGUAUGUGAACAACCUGUUCAUCAAUUGCUUAUGUAUGCAUCAGUAUUUUGUAGUGAUAUCAAAAAACAUUGGCGCUAUAUAGUUAAUUUUUAACCUACAGUAAAUUAGGUUAUUUUUUUUGUUACCCUAUCCACUAGAUAAUUUCGUUUGAGUGUGAAAGUUGUCAAAUAUAAAAUGCCAGGCAAUCAUAAAAAAUAAAAUAAAUGACUCUUCGGGACAUAAUAUAAUAUAGUAAUUAAAGAUAUUUUAUUUUAUUUUUUUUCGAGUGCCGAAUUAGGACUAUUUUGAAUUGGUAUUGGCUGGACCAAUAUGUCAUAUCUUUGCGCAGGCGCAUUCCGUAGCUCUUAGACUCCUCAAUUUUUAAUUAUUUUUAUAAAACUGUUCAGUACACUACUGAAGAAAUGGACUUGUAGCCUGAUAUGUGUGAUAUUUUAAUUUAAGUACUAGAGUUUUGUGUGUGUUUGUAAAAUAAUUUAAUUUAUUGCUAAUUUUUUAUUAAAUUAUUUAUA
Molecule: messenger RNA, 2002 nt
Organism: Sitophilus oryzae (rice weevil)
Lineage: Eukaryota; Metazoa; Arthropoda; Insecta; Coleoptera; Curculionidae
Product: growth/differentiation factor 8-like
Exons: 4
Coding region: 323-1501 (392 amino acids)
Biological process (GO): BMP signaling pathway; SMAD protein signal transduction
Cellular component (GO): extracellular region
Molecular function (GO): growth factor activity; cytokine activity
Source: RefSeq, a predicted model, not a curated record